This is a messenger RNA of Mycosarcoma maydis (corn smut), 663 nucleotides long. RefSeq lists its product as uncharacterized. The transcript has a single exon. The record is from RefSeq and is a predicted model, not a curated record. Lineage: Eukaryota; Fungi; Basidiomycota; Ustilaginomycetes; Ustilaginales. The coding region runs from base 1 to 663 and encodes 220 amino acids.
AUGGUCCAUGAUGUCAGGAGUCAAAAGCAACUGCGAUUGAGGGCAACCGGUGCAAACUUUGAUGAGGAUGAGGCCUAUCGGCUGCUCUACAAUCUUGUUGACUCGUACAACACCUCCUCUCUCAAAUUGGCGUUCCUGAAGCCACAUGAGAAGGAUGACCAUAGACCUGCUUCUAGUCCCAUUGGCCGCCACCAGACGACCCUGAAAAGAAAACAGUCAGUGAGUCUGGCACGUGAGGCUGGCUUGACUGGUCAGCCACUUGCCCUUCAGAGACAUCGAGACAGGCAGCACGCAAGCACAAGUCAAGACUCUCAAGAUGACGAGGAUCAAGAUGGGACUGGAGAGACAGAUGAUGGCAGUAGCACACAUACCUCACCAGCACAAAAGAGGCGGCGGAUGCUACAGAUGCAAAUCAGUGACACCCUUGUCAAAGGCGUGAACAGGCUGAUUGAUCUUCACGCAGCUACGUUUGUCCAUGGGAGCCAACAGAACCAUGGUACUUCUCAGUCAUCGGAUCAAGAAGUGGCUGCAAUCAGGAGUCAGGUCAGCCAGCUGCGAACGGAGCUGACUGGAAUCAAACAGGGGCUCAGUGGUCUUAGUUCAAAGAUUGAUAUGGUCCUACGUAUGCUCAUGCAGAGUGAGAUUAGGGAACCCUUUCGGUAA